UUUUUGCCCUUUUCUAUCAAUCUCCGCCUAUAUUCCCUUCCCAUUACUCCCAAAAAUGCAACUUUCUGGCAACACAAUCGGAGCAUAUAAAAGAAAGGUGGAACAUCGUAGUCGACUACAGAAUCGAAAGGAGGACGGACAACCCUUCCUCAUCCUACCAAAUUUAAACAAAAAACUCAAAUUCUCAAAGCGUUCGUUAGCUACUGCUUUGAUUAUGGCGAUCAAGAUUGGAGUUUUCAUCGGCGCUCUUGCUGUUCUUUUCUCGUUAGUUAAAGGUGAAACACAACCGGCGGAUAAAGAUGUGGUCGGCUGUGUCCAAGCUCUUAUAACAAUUCUUCAUAAACCACCACCUCCUCCAUCAACCUCAGGUGGUAAACCUCCUCUUCCUCCAAAAGAUGGGCAACCUCCUCCACCUCCAAAUGGUCAACAUCCACCACCUCCACCACUUCCACAAGAAUGCAUUAAAUGCGGUGAAAAAUGUGGAAUUAAACCUCCAACUGAUGCUACCAAAACUAACGUAAACAAAUAUUAAAUUAUAAUCAGAAAAAUAUUAAUUAUUGUUCUUUUCACAGCCACCCAAAUGACGAGGUGAGAAAUUCGAAGGCAACAAGUAAAGAAAACGCCUGUAAAAAGAUCGAAACGUAGAAAAGCACACAAACAUGUAAAAACAUACUUCUUGUACAUUCCAAAUAGGGAUUUGGGUUGUUACCUGAGAUUCGAGGAUUUUCCCGCAGAUAAUCGCAAGGAUUAGAAAGGAGAACAAUUUAUAGGGAUAAAAGCUUAAAAAUUUU
Messenger RNA from Meloidogyne enterolobii, 791 nucleotides. Lineage: Eukaryota; Metazoa; Nematoda; Chromadorea; Rhabditida; Meloidogynidae. The record is from the annotation of a GenBank genome assembly.